AUGGGCAGCACCAACUGUGUACAAAAAAAUAAAAAUAAAGUAAGGGUCUGCGCUGAUUUUCCGACAGGAUUUAAUGAACGUCUGAAAACUUAUAACUAUCCAUUACCAAGUCCAGAGGAGAUUUUUGCAAAGCUUAAUGGAGGCAAACUCUUUUCUAAAUUGGAUUUAUCGGAAGCGUAUUUACAGUUGCAGGUAGACGAAGAAUGUUCCAAGCUGUUAAUCAUAAGCACACACAAAGGGUUGUACAAAUUUAACCGCCUUGCUUUUGGAAUAAAAGUCGCAAUUUUUCAACAAGCUAUGGAUACAAUGUUAGCAGACUGUGAAUUUGCAAUUCCAUACCUGGAUGAUAUAUUAAUUAAAAGUGAAUCCCACGAUCAGUAUAUCGAGCACAUGAAGUGUGUUUUUGCAAAAAUAAGAGAUUACGGCUUCACAAUAAGUGAGAGAAAAUGUGAAUUUUUCUUAUCAGAAAUUAAGUAUUUUGGACAAAUUAUUGACAGGAACGGAUGA
Molecule: messenger RNA, 507 nt
Organism: Octopus sinensis (East Asian common octopus)
Lineage: Eukaryota; Metazoa; Mollusca; Cephalopoda; Octopoda; Octopodidae
Exons: 1
Coding region: 1-507 (168 amino acids)
Source: RefSeq, a predicted model, not a curated record